AUGAGCAGCUCUCAAGUGACUAGUCAGACGGGCGAUGCCUCUGACACCGAAACCAAAGCCACCAGCGUUGAGGAUCUCAGUCGCGAGGUGGAUAAAGCCACAGUCACAGACAUCAAAGAGAGCUCCUUGGCCGAGGUUGAUACCUACAAGAACUGCGUGGUGGUUCCUCUGCCUGAGGUCAACAACCAAAAGUCGAGCAAGUACAGCACAUCCGGUAAAGAGAUCGAACUUACCGUAAACGGCUAUGCAAUCCAAAAGCAUCCAACCAAGCCUGUCUAUAUGUAUGAGCUUCAAGUGAUUGCGGAGAUCCAGGCUCAGGAGGACAAGAGACUCCUUCCCACACUCGAUCAGAAGCUCAUGCGAAGAUGCUUCAGAGAAAGCAAGGAACGGCAGAGAUUGCUCCCCGACGCAAUUCACGAUGGGGCACAUAUCGUUUGGUCUUUGCAUAAACUCGAAGCUGGAGGCAUUCGCGAAAAGAUUUCCCUCGACCCACCUUUUCGGCAUUAUGAAGGGCCUAAAAGAAUCGGCGGGCUAGAGGCCAAGAAUCCGCACUCUCGUGAAUUUCUUACACUGCUGUCGGAGGUUCAGUUGCGGGUCAUUCCAAAGCACAUGCUUAUGCUCAAAGUGAUUGAAGAAUGGCUCAACAAGAAAAGAGGAUUCGAUGAGCUGGUCAUCCAAUCAUUCACUUUCCUCGACCAUCUGAUUCGGCAUGGUCCCCAAUCGAGGUUCUUUGAGCACAAGCGCUCAUACUUCUUUGAGAACAUUCAAGACAUGGGUCCGGAGCUUGCAAAAAUCGCCCAUCAGUUCCAUUGUCAGUUGCCACAAUCUGCAACGGUCUAUCGCGGGGCUUUUCAAACCAUUCGAGCUUGUCCGCGGGGACUGAUGCUCAAUCUGGACACUGCGUAUGGCGUAUUCUUUUCGCGAAUUGGCUUGAUGGGAGUGAUGAGAGGACUCCUCAAUAUCUCUCACGUAGACGAUCUUGUCAAGAGAUGCAUGCCUAUCCACAGGCCUCGAAUCAAGACCGAUUUUUAUGAGUCCUCCGGGGAUCAUGUGGAACUGGGAAAGAUGAUCUCAGGGCUCUUGGUCAAUCCCGAAUUCAAGGGAUGUCCCAACCCUAAUCGGGUCUUCAAGAUUCGGAAGUUGCUGCCAUCCAACGCCAGAAAUCACAUGCUUGACAUCAAAGACAGGGCCACCGGGGCAGUCACAAACAUGAGCGUGCAGGAGUACUUUCGAUCGAGAUACAACGUACAGCUCGAAUAUCCAGACAUGCUCCUGGUGGAGAUGCAAGAUCGCGAGGUCGUCUAUCCCCCUGAGCUGCUGACCCUCAAAGGGCUACAACGGUACAACAGAAAGCUCAGUGCUCGAAUGACUGCGCUCAUGAUUAAAUACACUGCUCAAAAGCCGAGAGACAGAGUGGAGCACAUCAAAAGCUGCAAAAGCAUCUUUGCCCAUGAAAAUGAUCCAAAUCUUCGGCUCUACGGCCUGGAGAUUGGGAAAAGCCUGCUGAGGACCAAGGCGCGACUUCUCCCUAGUCCUGAAAUCCAGUUUGGAAACUCACGACACAAUCCCGGCAUCAGUGGCCGGUGGGAUCUCCGGGGCAAAAGGUUUUACAAGCCUCACACGAAGCCCCUGACUUGCUGGGCGAUUGGCUACUAUCCGAAUGAUAGACGUGGCUUUGAUCAGCGACUCAUUGAUGAAUGGCAAAUGAACUUCGUCAAGUCGUUCAAACAGCAUGGCGGUACUGUUCGCAAUCCUCCAGUGUCGCUUCUGAUGACCGACGAUAUUGGAACCUCGGUGACCAAAUUGCACGAUACAGCCAAAAGUGCAUACAACCAACCUCCGCAGCUGAUCAUCAUGAUCACUGGCAGCCAGGAUGUUGCUCAAUAUGCUCGCCUCAAGAAGUCCUGUGACUGUCGCUAUGGGGUGCCUUCCCAGGUCCUCCAAGCUGAAAGAUGUCGCAACGGAGGGAAGCCCCAACUUCAUUCCAAUGUUGCGAUGAAGAUCAAUGCCAAGCUGGGAGGUGUCACGGCACAUGCUCGAUCAGUGUCUGGCGGAGCCGGUCUGGGUCCCAGUUCCAUGAUCAUCGGAGCGGACGUCACCCACCCAAUGAUGGGCGUAUGGACCCCCUCUCUGGCAGCAAUGUCCGUGUCCAAGGACCUGCAAGGAAUUGGCUACUGGGGCGGGCGCGAGGUGAACGGUAUCCGCAAGGAGAUCAUCGCCGAGUCGAAUAUUCGAACGAUCCUUUUGCCUUUCUUUAAGGAAUGGAUCCGGACGGUUGGAAAGAAGAGCCCACCCGCAAUCAUCUACUACUUCCGCGACGGUGUCUCCGAGACAGAGUGCAGUGAAGUCCUCAAGGUCGAAGUGAAAGCGAUCCGUACCACCAUGUCCAAAGCCGCGGGCAAGGAAUGGCAAGGCAAAGUGUGCGUGAUCAUCGCUAACAAGCGUCACCACAUUCGAGCGUUCCCCGCCUCAACAAGGCCUACUGACUCUGAUAAAAACGGCAAUCCUCUUCCCGGCACCUUGAUUGACCGCGAAGUUACUAGCCCUCACGGCUGGGACUUCUUCCUCUACUCACAUAUCGCUCUACAGGGUACCGCUCGCCCGGUUCAUUACACUAUCCUUCUGGACGAAGUCAAGCAUGAACCGAAUCAUUUGGUCAACAUGAUCUACGAGCAAUGUUAUCAAUACGUCCGUUCAACUACUUCUGUCUCCGUGCAUCCGGCAAUCUACUACGCCCACUUGAUCUCGGUCCGCGCUCGUCAUCACGAGAAUGUGACGCUCAAGGGCAAGCCAGCCCAGUACGGACGCGGUGUCAAGGUGAGUCGUGGUAUGCCAGAGGCCAUGCAGGCGAACCCAACAGAGUCCAACCGCGCCCAUAUCCCAUUGCUGCCCAUUGAUGACAGCAAUGACAAUCAUCUGCCUCUGGGCAUGUGGUACGUUUAG
Penicillium diatomitis is the source of this 2943-nucleotide messenger RNA. RefSeq names its product putative eukaryotic translation initiation factor eIF-2C4. The record is from RefSeq and is a predicted model, not a curated record. The coding region runs from base 1 to 2943 and encodes 980 amino acids. Lineage: Eukaryota; Fungi; Ascomycota; Eurotiomycetes; Eurotiales; Aspergillaceae. The transcript is spliced from 5 exons. Gene Ontology annotation, molecular function: protein binding; RNA binding.